Messenger RNA from Myripristis murdjan (pinecone soldierfish), 5029 nucleotides. RefSeq names its product rhophilin, Rho GTPase binding protein 2 (gene rhpn2). Gene Ontology annotation, biological process: signal transduction; negative regulation of stress fiber assembly. Bases 153 to 2213 code for a protein of 686 amino acids. Gene Ontology annotation, molecular function: protein binding. The transcript is spliced from 15 exons. NCBI's taxonomy places the organism in Eukaryota, Metazoa, Chordata, Actinopteri, Holocentriformes, Holocentridae. The record is from RefSeq and is a predicted model, not a curated record.
AGAGAGGAGAGACAGUACCGAGAGAGACUCACCUGGGGAGCAGCGGCUACCUGCCUUAAAUUACGUCAAAGUUAAUUAAACGGAAUUAAAUUAAAAUUCCUCUUUUUUUCUGAGAUUUUCAACCAACUGUUGGUCCGAGUCUGAGCUUCAGCAUGACGGACACUAUUUUACCGAACGGCAUCAAGGACAGCGGGGGAGACAAUUACUUCAAAAAGGGCUGUAACCCGUUCGCUCAGACGGGACGAAGCAAACUGCAGAAUAAGCGAGCCAGCCUGAACCAGCAGAUCAUCAAACAGAUGAGGAUGAGAGCUGGAGCCGAGAACCUGCUGAAGGCGACGUCAAACAACAAAGUCAGAGAGAUGGUUGUGUUGGAGCUGAGUUAUGUGAACUCCAACCUGCAGCUACUGAUGGAGCAGCUGGAGGGGCUCAACAGCUCAGUGGAGGUCUACCAGAGCUCCCAGGAGACGGCAACCAUCCCGCUCAUUCCACUGGGUCUGAAGGAGACGAAAGAGGUGGACUUCUCUGUUGCGUUCAAGGACUUUAUCUUGGAGCACUACAGUGAGGACGGGAAGAACUUUGAUGAUGAGAUUGCAGAUCUGAUGGACCUGCGACAGGCCUGCCGGACUCCGAGCCGCAGUGAAGCAGGAAUAGAGCUGCUGGCAAAAUACUUCAACCAUCUUCCUCUACUGGAGAGCCGAUUUUUCUCCCCAACCCGGCAGACUGGAAUCUUCUUUACCUGGUAUGAUUCCUUCACGGGUGUGCCGGUCUGCCAGCAGAACCUGUCACUGGAGAAAGCCAGCAUCCUCUUCAACAUGGCCGCCCUCUACACUCAGAUUGGUUCCCGCAGUGACCGGCAAACCAUUGCCGGGCUGGAGGAGGCCAUCUCUUCCUUCCAGAAAGCUGCAGGUCUCCUGAACCACCUGAAGGAGACAUUCACUCACACACCCAGCUACGACAUGAGCCCAGCCAUGCUCAAUAUGCUGAUCCGCAUGAUGCUGGCCCAGGCUCAGGAGUGUCUGUUUGAGAAGACUGUCCUGCCCGGCAUCCGAAACAACUUCUACUCCCUGCUGAAGAUGGCUCAGGAGGCCACCAAGGUCUCAGAAACCUACGACCAAGUCCACCAGUCCAUGAUCCAGGCGCCAAUUAAAGACAAUGUCCCGUUGUUCUGGUCCACCAUGUCACAGAUCAUAACCAACCACUACCGCUCCCUGGCUCACUACUUUGUAGCCACGGCGCUACUGGACCACCAGUUGAAUCCCAGUGAUGAUGAGGACCAGCAGGAGAAGACCUUGUCUCAGGUGUAUGAUCGCCUUCCUGAGGGACGCUCUCCUCUGGACAUCCUGAAGAGGAGAGAUGAACGCCGGCGUAUCGGUAAGGCUCACCUUCGUCGUGCCAUCCUGGCUCACGAGGAGGCACUGAGGAUCUGCGGUUUGUGCCGCGACCUGAGGAGGCUGGAGGUUCUGCAGGAGAUCCUGCAGGCGAGCCACCAGCGCUCGGUCAACAAGUUUGCCGACAACGAUAACGAGGACGAAUUCACCGACUACAUGGAGGCCCCAGACAUCAUCUCUAAAACAGAGCACAAAGCAGAGAUGGAAGUUCCUACGUUGUCAAAGGUGAAAGUCAUCGACUUUUUCCAGAGGCUGGGUCCUCUGUCCAUUUUCUCAGCCAAGCAGCGGUGGACGGCACCGCGGACGAUACAGCUUCGCCCAGACGACGGAGACCUGGGCUUCACCCUGAAGGGAGAGCAGCCCGUCCAGGUGGUUUCCCUGGACCCACUCUGCCCCGCCGCCGCUGAUGGGCUGAAAGAGGGCGACUACAUCGUUGCCGUGGGUAACACCGAUUGCAAGUGGCUGGGCGUGAGCGAGGUGAUGCGGCUGCUGAAGGAUGUGGACGAGGAUGGGAUUAGCAUCAAGGUGGUCAGCAUGAUGGACAGCAACCCGAGCAUGCCCACCAAGAGUGCCACCUUUUGUGGGAACCUCCCUAAGACCUACUCCAUGAUCUGCCUGGCCUUCGACGACGACGACAAGAACCCCAAGUCCCGCAAAGUCACCAAGAAGCCGUCGUUCCUGAGCUGGGGGCUGAAGAACAGGCUGAAGAGCGCGAGCACGCUCAGCCUCCCCACCGCCGACGCAUCGAGCACGCUGCCCUGGAGCAAGCCCUGCCCCACCUUCCCCAGCUCCAGCUCCUACAACAAUGACAGCGCCCUCUACUGAGGCACCUGCGGGCUCUUUCCCUUCUACGAGCACCGUGCUGUACCCGUACUGAGCUGAGUGUUGCAGUGGCACAGCGGUGGUACCCUCCGGUUUUAGUGUAUUUAGCUCAUGUGUUAACAGUUAUCAUGAUGACAUUCGACUGCAGCACCCGUGGAAAGUGGCUGCACCAAAUGUGUGGGUGCUUGUGUUGGUACAUGGGUGCCUCAUAAACUGAACUAUACACAAAACUAGUGGGAAGUCACUCCAUACUUUGCCAUAGUAUGUGUACAGCACGAUACAAAUUCACAGUGGGUCAAAAAAAAGAAAAAAGAAAAAGAAAAAAAAAAAAAACACCGCAGUGAUCAUCAGUAGUGAGUUACUUACUGUGUUAUUUUGGCCUUGAGAGGAAAAGCUCCAGAUGUAUUGAAGAACAAAAACACAGUUGUCUAAACAGCACUAGUGUGUGUUUGUACUCCACUGCAAGAGGUCAGCUGUCUAGUGGUUUGACCGGCCCCUCGGUAGCUGUGCGUUCCGCUGAGAGCUACACACUGCACAGCACAACGGACUGAUCUGCUGCAGUGCAGUAAGGUGCACACUGCACACUGUAUCUGUGAGGGAUUUUGUUCAUUGCCACAGUGCAUUGCAAAAAAGAAACCUCCAUCUUACCAAGUCAUUUAGUCUCAAAUUGAAGUUUUAUUAUUAUUAUUAUUAUUAUUAUUUUAUCAAACAAGUACACAAAAAAUCUGCCAGUGGCAUGAGGUAAUUCCACUUCUCUCCAGUGCUAAUCAGCUUGUUUCCAGAAUUUUGUUGAAUCAUUAUUGAAUUAUAUUGAGUCAUUUUCUUGAUGCUAAUGGGCUGAUCUGCCUUAUUCUGCCUUGUUUCAUCAUAUUUAUAUUUGUUUCAAGAAAAAAAAAGUGACAUAAAUGAAACUACCUUGGAAACAAGUGAGAAAGUUUUAAGUAGGAAGAUUUUAAUACUGAAUAUGAGACUAAAUGACUUGGUGAUUUUUUUUGCUGUGUAGUUGUUGCAAACAGUGGAUAUUGAAGUUUUAAGGCUUAAAAGUCACCUGUUUUCUAAGUAGAUAUGUACAUGUGUCAAACCGUGUUGUUGCAAUAUGUUAAAAGCCCGGUGAGGGAAAAUAUUCUUCUACUGUGGAGUCGGUAUUUGUGUGUGGAGAGUUGAUGAAUGCAAUGCGCUGUAAGCUGCUAAAAAAAAAAAAAAAACAUUCAUAUCUUUAUUUUGUAUUAUUAUCAUUUAUGUAUUUGUGACACAGCCUUUGGAGAACAUUGUUCAGGGCGACCGAACAAUGUAGGGACACAGCGUAAACGGAAAUAAUUGGUGUUUUAGGUUUGCUUGGCAUACCACAAACUAAAAUACCUCUGUCUCUGAUACACCAGGAGUUUACCACUCACUUUAACUUUUCUGACUCAUCUCAGUAUCUAACCCACUGCUGUCCGGUUUUGAGAAGAGAGCUGACUGUGUGUCUCAGUUAAUGUGAAUUUUGCUGCUCAUGAAGGAUGUUUUGUCUGCAGAGGUGAAGACUGUGGCCAGACCGACAACAUUCCUGGAUGAAACCUGCCGUCAUCACUGCAAAAAUUCACCUCCUAACUUGUUAUUUAGUCCAAUAUUUAGUGUUAAAAAUCUUCUUUUAGUGAGAAACACUGACCAGUGGGGUGAGACAAUCCCACUUGUUUCCGAUGCCGAUCAACUUCUUUCAAUAGCUAUCUUUAAUCGAGUGUCAUUAUCUGCCUUAUUCUGCCUUGUUUCAACAUAUUUAUACUUGUUCCCAGAUUAAUUCCUGAAAGAAGUGAAACUGCUUUGGAAACAAGUGGGAUUAUGUCCUCCCACUGGCAGAUUUUGCCACUUAUUUGAUAGAAAACAAGUUUUUUUGCACUGAAUAUGAGGUUAAAUGACUUGGUAACCUGUUUUUUGCAGUGCUGUCACUGAAUAGUGAGUUAGAUUUAAGGCCACAGUCAGUUUUCUGCUAGUCUACCCAACCUGUGUCACACCCAGUUUGAUCCUACACUUUACUGACACUCUGAAGUGUUGGUCUAUCUCUUUAUCUACAAAGUAGAUUCUUAUACACAUUUGAUAAUCAAAUUAUUUAUGUCAUAAAACACAAAAAAGUCGAAAAAAAAAUUGUAGGCUUCAGAACUAGUUUGUGGAUGGUGAAGUUGUGAAUUUUUGUACAUUAGUUUUCUUGGUUGGUUCUGAGAAUGUAUUUUACUGUAGGCUUGUUUCAUCCUUUGGUGAACCAGUACGCUGGUGGAUUUUAUCUGUGUAGAAAUGUUUUAACAUUUAAAACUUCAGUUAGGUGGAUUAAUGGACUCUUCAGUACAGAUGUAGGAAUACUUCUUCCAGUAUUGGGCGAUUUUAAAAGCAUUGUUUACUAUUCCUAAAAAUAGUAACAUGAAGAAGAUUUAACACUCUUAGCCUUUUUCUGUACAAAACUGACCAAGUCUUGUUUACUUAAGUGCCAUUUAUGCAUUUUCAUGAAGGAAAAAAAAAUUAAAUGAAGGUCACAAUAACUAUAAAGGUAUAAUAAGAAUGUGCUGUAAAUGAUUAAAUGUGUCAAGUGUGAACUAUUUCUUUUUCCAUAUAUACAUUAUACACACAGGCCAUGCUGUCUCACCAGACCUCUAUGUGCAUUGAUCUUAAAUGCCUUUGUCUAUAUGCAGAUGUACCUGUUCUACUGCUAAUACUCUCUGGUGGCCUUUCUUCCUUCUCUGGGCUUCCUGCUGCACAAUAACUGUGGUGUCAGUGCCUCCAUAAUUGUUUUCUUGUGUUGUGUGUCCUUGUGUAAACUAAAAUAUCAAUAAACAAGGGAAUAAAGCUAA